Messenger RNA from Echinostoma caproni, 1593 nucleotides. The record is from the annotation of a GenBank genome assembly. NCBI's taxonomy places the organism in Eukaryota, Metazoa, Platyhelminthes, Trematoda, Plagiorchiida, Echinostomatidae.
AUGGCUCCAAAGUACAAGAAUGACCUUGCCAAAUGUUAUGGUCUGCUAAAAUUGGAUCUGAAUUGGAAGCAAACUACUGAGGACGUAAUUCAUUUUUCCAAUGCGCUCUCGGUGACUACCACUCAGUUGGCUGCAGACCAUGAGGAAAUCCACCCCAUUCAGAAAAUUGAUGGUAUACCAAUUUCAAUGUCCUCUUAUCAUUUAUUCCUGAGUUUAGACGCAGCUAAAGAACAAAAGUUAUAUGAUGAAGUUACCCAGUUUUUGGAUAAAUACGGUUGUCCAUAUCCAGUUCUGAUGAAUAAAGCAGUUCCGGAUCGUUUCACGGUUUCCGAUAACCGAAUGCUCUUGUUACGUUAUUUCUGUACAGAAAUACUCGCCCAAAGGAAACUGGCUAGUCGUCCCCAGUCCGUGCGAACAGAUGCACGAAUCAGUCAGGCGGCAGACGAGGCAAGUGCCGAGAUCAGUUCCGAUCUGACCGCUUGCCUGGAAGUGGCAUGCAACGCCCUGGGUUUAUCCAAGCCUCCGAACAAUGUGUCCGUAUCGGAGCUGUUCACACGUCUGAUCAACACAUCCACUGAGGCGAUUAAACGGUGCCCACCAAUGCAUAUGGGUCAACCCAUGAUUCCCCUGGUCGGAUUGUCCGAUCGGCAAUGGUCUCAAAUUGCCCGAAUCGCUGCAUUACUACAGCAGGAAUACGCCAGUCGUCGUGCUACUUUACUCAAACGUUUGGAUGUGACUGUGCAAAGUUUCAAGUGGUCGGACAAGGCCAAAACUCAACUGGAGGCGAUAGCUGCUGUCUACAAUCCACUGCGCACAGCCAUGUCAAUAUCGUACUUCCCAGGUAUCCCGGAGCUGUUGGCCGUGCGUGAUAAUAUGAUCUUGCGAAUCGAGAAAACAAGCGGGGUGACUGCACGCCAGUUCACAUCGUGUGAGCUCAAUAAAGUGCUUAUUGGGAAAGUUCCUGAUCGAGGAGGUCGGGCGUGGGAACUGGAGCCUCCGCCACCAGAAAUGCCAAGCUUCAAGCAACGUCAACCGGAAAGAGGGCGUGGUGGUGGUUAUGCUGGAGGUGGAGGAGGACAUGGUGGCGGAGGUGGGGGUGGUUAUGCUGGAGGUGGAGGAGGAUAUGGUGGUGGUGGCGGUCGACCUGACACUGGUCGUGGUGGAGGUGGGGGCGGUUCUGGCCGUGGGGGUGGUGGACCUGGUCGAGGUCGCGGCUACGGUGACUAUCCAGGUCCAAAUCGGGGUGGUGGAGGUGGUGGCGGUUUCGGCGGUGGGGGUGGUGCCGGUGGUGGUAGUUACGGUGGAGCGUAUUAUACGGGCGGUCAACAGUUUCGACCACCGGCACCGUCAGCUCAUCUGGGCGGUGGUGAUUACAUCACUAGCCAGGUUGCUAUGGAUGGCCUAGCUCAACAAUUUUACGGAUUGACUUUUGAACCCGGUCUGGGCAUUGGUCAAGCACAGGGUUAUGCAUUUCAAGCCACAAACAUGCCAGGAAAUAUUAACUAUGGGGGCGGUGGGGGUUACGGUGGUGGAGGUACCUAUCCUGCACAACGUGGACGCGGAGGUCGUGGGGGACGUGGACGUGGACGCUGA